Babesia microti strain RI is the source of this 195-nucleotide messenger RNA. RefSeq lists its product as hypothetical. The transcript has 2 exons. Bases 1 to 195 code for a protein of 64 amino acids. NCBI's taxonomy places the organism in Eukaryota, Apicomplexa, Aconoidasida, Piroplasmida, Babesiidae. The record is from RefSeq and is a predicted model, not a curated record.
AUGCAUAUUUCUCAAAUGACAAAUUCCAUACUCUUAUCAUUCACCUAUAGUUACUAUCGCAAAAUCUUUGAAACAAUAAGUAAAUUGUAUCUAAAUCCUAAAGAGCUGUCUAGGCGCAUAGAUAGGAGGAGGUUGAAAAGACAACCAUCAAGAAAACACAAAAGGGGGUUCAACUACAAGUGGCUAGGAGAGUAA